Molecule: messenger RNA, 996 nt
Organism: Penicillium macrosclerotiorum
Lineage: Eukaryota; Fungi; Ascomycota; Eurotiomycetes; Eurotiales; Aspergillaceae
Product: YeeE/YedE family protein
Exons: 2
Coding region: 1-996 (331 amino acids)
Cellular component (GO): plasma membrane
Source: RefSeq, a predicted model, not a curated record
AUGUUCACACCUAUCCAUACCUCCUUGGGCGCCUUGUUGCUAUCCCAAGGCUCCUCAGGCCUGCUCUUCCACAAUGGCGCUGUUUUUGGAAUCUCAUCUCUCAUCUCCGGGUCUGUCUUCAACCCGAACGACGAGAAUGUCCCUAUCAUUGCUGGGCUCGUAUCCAGUAUUCUGCCCGUGUAUCUGCUCGCGCCCUCCCUGAUUCCAAGUUAUUCGCCGGCUCCUCAUUCUCUGGCCUCCGUCGCGGCAACACUAGGGCUAGGCUUUCUGUUGGGGUGGGGAACAAAAAAUGGCCGUGGCUGUACUUCCGGCCACAUGUUGUGCGGUCUCUCCCGUCUCUCUCCGCGCUCGUUCAUUGCCACGGCUCUCUUUUUCACGACGGCCCUGCUCACGGCCAAUUUUGCAUUCGGUGGAUCGAACAUCCCAUCCUGUGGCACUAUCCCAUGCUACACACCCGUGUACCCAUCGUCAUCGGAGCUGGUCUUCAUGGCUGGUUCCGUACUUCUUGCCACCAUCACGAACUUUCUUGUAGUCCCGAAGACCCUCCAUGCAUCUAAGCAGUCUCGAACACUCUUCUCUUAUCUAGCCGGUCUUGAGUUCGGGCUUGGUCUUCUGAUCUCAGGAAUGGCAGAUGCUGGCAAAGUUCUAGGGUUUUUUGCCAUCCUUACGGAUCCUCAUCGAUGGGAUCCGUCGUUAGCCUUGGUUAUUCUCUUCGGCCUUGGCCCCUCGCUUGUUGCGUAUCUGUCUCAAAAGCCAGGCCAGGCGGGAGAGAAGGGCAAGCCAAGCGCAUCACCUACCCUGGCCGACCGGUGGAGAUUGCCUACAGCCACGACCGCCGAUAUCGAUUGGCGGUUUGUGACCGGUGCAAUCGCAUUUGGAGUUGCCUGGGGCUUGCAGGGGAUAUGUCCUGGUCCCGCUCUGCUACGCACAGCUCUUCAGCCGACCUGGGGGAUUUGUACGAUGGCCGGAUAUAUCCUCGGGAACAUCUACUUGUGA